AGCUUGACAUACUUCGGCUUUGAUAGCGUCUACACAACCUUCUACACUAGUACUACUAUAACCUAUACACCCUACAAAUCCACAACAAGAUGGUUCAAGGUCGAUGGGGUCACAAGGCCGUUUACGUGCCGACUACCAACAUGGUCUAUGUCGUCGGGGGAGAGAUCUCGGAUAGGAACGGCGGUCCGCUAAAGAUUACUAACGAGGUCUUGCAGCUCAAUCUGUCGCAAAGCAACCCUUCGCCCGAGACCCUCGUCACUUCGUCACUCCUCCCGACGGCGUUUCAUUCCCUCGCCUACGCGCCCUUGACCAACCAGCUCGUCAGUUUCGGCGGGAUGACCUCGUCCUGCAGGACCGACUCGAUUUUGCACUCGCUUGAUCUCGAUAACACGAGCGGAAACUUGACCUGGACGUCCGAGACCAGCUCUGGGUUGUUGAGGAGGCGAGGCGCAGGGAUGGUUCAUCUCGAAGCGACCGUGGGAGAGGCCGAGGGAAAGCUGAUGGUCUUUGGAGGAGCCGUGGACCAAUACGUUUGCUCUUCCACUUCCAGCUACUACUCGGCCUUUGACGUCAUUCCUUACCCCUUGAGCGACGCCGCCGUGCAUAACAGCGACAAGAUGGCCGCCUCGUCUUCUUCCCCUAUCGGCGUAUCGGAUUUCGCCAUGACCGCCCUGGCCAACGAUACCGUCCUCUUUGUCGGAGGAACCGAUGUCAACGGAGACAUGGUCAAGAUGGACAAGUUGACCGCUUGGAGCAAUGAACAGGAUUGGUACAGCCUGAACUUGAUGGGAGAGAUUCCGGAAGCUAGGGUUGGGGCUUCCAUGGUCGCCCAUCCGACUUUGAAGGACCUGGUUAUCCUUCACGGCGGAGCCAUCCAAGACGGAGCCAGUACCUCUGCGACCGCCUCCAUCUCGCUCCUCAACCUGACCACCCUGACCUGGUCUUCUCCCUACAACGUUCAGCCGGCUCGUCAAGACGCCCGAGCUUGGCACUCCGACAUCAUCACGUCCUCGGGCGUGCUCGUCUCGGCUUUCGGUAUCGGCGCGGGCAACAAUUCUCAUUCUGAAGUCAACUACCUCGACAUGAGGGAUUCGAACGUUGCAAACUGGGGAUGGAAGCGAACUUGGACGACGAACAUGUUGAACAGCAACCCUGCAUCUGGUCCGGCUACGGGUCCGACUUCCGGGACCACCAGCCCUGGAUCCGGGUCCGCUGCGAAUGUCAAGGUUCCUUCGACUUCGAGCAACGUUGCAGAUGCGGAGGAGAAUGGAGACGAUGGUAGUCUGAAAAAGAUCCUCCCUCCCACCUUGAUCAUCGGUCUUGUCCUCCUCGGAUUGCUCGUCUGGCUGGCUCGCCGCCAAGUCAACAUCGUCCGUCGUCGUCGACUGGCUCGACACUUUGAGAUCGACAACACCCAUGACGAGGAGGGGAAUCGCAGGGCGAGCCUCUUCGAGCCUGUCACCCAGUUCAUGGCCAAGAGGGGCUGGAACCGUUCGUCCCCCUUUGCCGGUCUUCCUCGACCUUUUGGUGGGGUAAGAAUCCCUGAUGGCGAUGAGACCGAAACUGCCGGAUGGCAAUCUAGCUUGGCGGGAGUGGUCGGAAGGUUGACUGGCAAGAACCAGGCACAGGCCAACUCUUCCAGCGAGAUGCGUCAGGUCGACGGUCGCAACGUCUCUCGAACUCAAUGGGAAGAGAUCGACUUUGGUCUCGGCCGGGUUGAUGAGCAGCGAAGGAGCUCUGUUGGACCCACGCGACCCGGUACACCUGGUCGUCCAUCCGAAGACACUUCUCGACAGAUCCCCGCCCGGGAGUUCAACAAGAAUCGAAGUCGAGUCAGCUUCCCUCCCGACAACGAACCCGUCGACCCGGCAUACUUGCCCGCUCUCGUUGUCGUCCCGCCUUCUAACCCUUCGACUCCGAACAGCGAGCCUAGGGCAGGAGACCCUUUUGCCGACUAUCCCGUUCUGAUGCCUUCGCCCAGGAUUCAUGAGACCAUUUCUGAAAAGCCCGAGGUUGACCCCAAGACCCGCGCCGAGUGGGACGAGUUGGAGCGCGAAGUCGAGACGGCGCAACCCUUCCGUCGAUCUGGAACCGUUUCUAGCACUCACUCUGCCGGAUCUACCGGCUCAAAGGAGAUCGAGCCUCUGCCCCGUUUGUCGUUCGAGCAAAAGACGUCGAGCGAGUUUGUAAACAGCCUCAGCUCGUACGGCAUCGGUCUCGGCAAACCCAUCACCCGUCGAGCUUCUGGGAACGACAGCGUCGGGAACGCGAUCGCUGGCCGAAGCGUCUCCUCGCCCUCGUCCCACUCACCUCCUCGUGACUACAACUCGGCCGCGACAGUAGGCUACUCGCCCAGCUACGUCCGCGAUCUGAUAACCGGGCACGCUCAGUCUCCGGCUAGAAUUCCGCGCUCUGGCGAACUGAGCAGGUCGUCCACCAUGUCGGAUCGCCCUCACUCGUCGGUCAACCUGUUCAACAAGUAUCAGUCCAACGACAGCGACUCGUCAUUGUCCCUGGCCGACUACCGCAUGGACGGUGCUCCCGUUCGGGUUCAGCGCUUGUCGAACCCGCCUCGAUUCCCCCCUCCUACCUCUCCUUUGCCUCAAGCUCCCUCGACCGGGGUCAGCCGACGGGUCUCCACCUCGGAUGCCCUUGAGCGAUCCAGCGACAACGUCGGCACUUUGGCUCGACCCGCAGGCGAAGUCCGUCAACUCCGAGUGGUCAACGCUACGCCUCGACCUGACGAGGUGGACGAGUUUGGAUCCAAGGCCUAGUUGACGUGAUCGAGUCUUUUUCUUCGGUGGCUGGAACACCUGUAACACUUUUUCUUUUCGCUCGAUGGCAAACAUCUCGAUAUCACAUAAUACCCAUGUUUGAUACACCCAGUGCUAGAUCGUCUCAAGCUCUUGUCGAGCUUCGUCCCCGC
Molecule: messenger RNA, 2926 nt
Organism: Filobasidium floriforme
Lineage: Eukaryota; Fungi; Basidiomycota; Tremellomycetes; Filobasidiales; Filobasidiaceae
Exons: 4
Coding region: 90-2774 (894 amino acids)
Molecular function (GO): protein binding
Source: RefSeq, a predicted model, not a curated record